Mus pahari (shrew mouse) is the source of this 2280-nucleotide messenger RNA. It is a transcript of the gene Slc25a40, whose product is annotated as solute carrier family 25 member 40. The transcript has 13 exons. Gene Ontology annotation, biological process: mitochondrial transmembrane transport. Lineage: Eukaryota; Metazoa; Chordata; Mammalia; Rodentia; Muridae. The coding region runs from base 344 to 1357 and encodes 337 amino acids. The record is from RefSeq and is a predicted model, not a curated record.
CGGCCUGAGACCCACCGCUCUCGGGCGGCGUCCUCCCGGAGUUCCGGCGCCGCUCUGCAGACUUGCGAGCGUGGGGCCGCCCGGGCGGUGGACGCGGUUAGCUUCGGAGGCUUCACCCCAUGGCCGACAUCACCUGCUAGGUUGGCUGGGACCCCGGCCUUGCAGUCGCCUCGCCACCAGGUUUUCAGAAUAUGGGAAAGAUAUAAUGAAGUUUCUUUGGAAAAUAAAACUGGAAGCUGUUUUAUGCUCUUGUGAAAGUGCUGAGGAUCAAACUCAAGCGUUGGGCAUGUUAGGCACGCACUCCUGAUUAUUGUUCUUAAAACUUAACAGCUAGUUAAAAAGUAUGGAACCUGAAACUGAAGGGCCGCCACCAACAAUCCAAGUGACACCUCUUCAGCAAAUGAUUGCCUCUUGUACUGGAGCUGUAUUGACAUCACUAAUGGUGACACCCCUGGAUGUUGUUAAAAUUCGACUCCAAGCCCAGAACAACCCAUUCCCCAAAGGAAAGUGUUUUAUAUACAAUAAUGGACUCAUGGAUCACAUGUGCGUCUGUGAAGAGGAGAGCAAGAAAGUGUGGUAUAAGAAGCCAGGAAACUUCCAUGGAACAUUGGAUGCCUUUUUAAAAAUUCUUCGAAAUGAGGGCAUAAAAUCCCUAUGGAGUGGUCUCCCUCCUACUCUAGUGAUGGCAAUUCCUGCCACAGUUAUUUAUUUUACCUGCUAUGAACAGUUAAGUGCUUUUCUGAAGACCAAAUUAGGAGAAAACGAAACCCGAAUACCAAUAGUUGCUGGGGUUGUCGCCAGAUUUGGUGCAGUAACAGUGAUAAGUCCAUUAGAAUUGAUCAGAACUAAGAUGCAGUCUAAGAAGUUUUCUUACAAGGAAUUGUAUCAAUUUGUGAGCAUGAGAGUGUCUGAAGAUGGUUGGAUUUCCCUUUGGAAGGGCUGGGCUCCUACGAUUCUCAGAGAUGUGCCUUUCUCAGCAAUGUACUGGUAUAAUUAUGAAAAUUUAAAGAGGUGGCUUUGUGAGAAAUCUGGCUUAUAUGAACCAACAUUUAUGAUCAACUUUACUUCAGGAGCAUUGUCUGGUUCUUUUGCAGCUGUUGCAACUUUACCAUUUGAUGUAGUAAAAACACAGAAACAGACGCAACUGUGGACGGAUGAAUAUUGUAAAUUUCCUGCAUCUUUGGGUAUGUCAACCUGGACUAUAAUGAAGAACAUUGUUGCUGACAAAGGAUUUUCUGGGUUAUUUACAGGUCUAAUUCCUCGAUUAGUUAAAAUUGUUCCUGCUUGUGCCAUUAUGAUCAGUUCAUAUGAAUUAGGAAAGUCAUUCUUCCAGAAGCAAAAUGUUGAAAGUCGGUAAUUCUUAUGAUGGACAUUUGACUUGAAAUAACAACCAGAGCCAAAUAAGAUGAAAAUUUGUAGGCAAGAUGGUUUUUUUCAACAUUAUUAUCUUACAGUAUGACUUUAUGUGCCUUCCCUAUAAUUUAAAUGAAUAAUAAUUUCUAAACCACCUCUAAAUCAUAAUCAUAAUUUGAAUUAUUUAAUUUUUUGAAAUAUUAAAAACAUAAUCCAGAGACUGCAGCCACUUAGUACUCUUGCAAAGAAAGUUGCUUCUUAACAGGACAAGUUUUCUGAGUGCAAAUAUCAUUACACACUUCCUUUUAAAUUAAUGCUGUGAAUGUGGGGCACAUCAGAACUUUUGGACUGUGUACUAAGUAAGCACUGCAAAGUAGCGAGCUAAGUAUAGUCCCACGCAGAUUCAAAUCAGAAGGAUCAACAUUUCAGUAGAGAGGAGAAGAGCUGCCAUGUGGCAUUACUCACAUUCCCCAGAUGGUGCCCGGUAACUUCUUUAAUUCAGGGGCAUUGCAUUCCCUCACUCCUGUUACUGAUUUAAGGCAUCCUGUAGUGGCAUGUAGCAUAGAAUUUCCCUAAUGAAAAGUAUAGCCACUUUAUCUGUGUGAACCAAAGUAUAAUCAUUUACAUGGUGUAAAUGAUUGACAGUUUUAGUGACUAACAACCCUUAUCUAAUAGUUCUGUUGGAGGUAUAUUUUCAGUAGUGACAGUAAAUGUAUAUUUACUAAAUCUGGAUCUGCAGUAGAGAGCCUUGCUGUACUUAGACUAGUGAAAAUAACUAGUUUGGGGCACAGAAAUGGACUGCUUGUAACUAGCUUACCUUCCAAGUGUCAUUGUUUGUAGAGGUCUUUAGGUUAAUUCUACAAUGUUUUCUUUUUUUUUUUUUUUCUUUUGGUUUUUCGAGACAGGGUUUCUCUGUGUAGCCCUGGU